GUAUUGCUUUGUUCUGUGAGCAUCUUCGUCUUUUCUGUUGAUAUUUUCAAUCUACGCUAUACUUUGUUCUUAAUGCGUUCCAUGAUAGUACCGACAUUGUGUAAUAUAUAAUCGUCAUAUUUCUCUCAUCAUUGUGGGCUUCUCUCUCAUCAUUGAUUUCAUUCUUUUCAGUCUUCACUUUACAAUAAUCUGCUUUCUAUUUUGUUUUAUUUCAAUAUCAGUCUCAGUUGUUUCUCGAUUUUUCAACUAUACGGAAUUAAUUUUUUAUAGCAUUUUUGUGACGAAAAUUGCUAGUUCGCAAAAUAUAAAAGUUGACGAGAAUUUUAAUUAAAAAAAAAUAAUAUAAAAUAAUUGUGUUUGUGGAAGUGGAAGUUUACAAUCAGUGAGGCAAAAUGUCAUCGGCGUUUUUAUACAAGCAAGAAAAAUUUAUUCAUCAGAAGCUCAACAGAAACAAAACGAACGAGUAUACAAAGAUGGUGAAUGCAAUCAGUAAGAGACGUAAAAGUGUUAAGGAUGAGAAUGAUCCAGUUCGUCAGCGAAUGCUCAAAGAAAGGCAAGAUCAUGCAAGACGACAAGAUCAGGAUUAUUCUCAUGUUUUUAGACGAAAAACGAGGUUCGAGCUGAUAAGACUCUCGUUGAUAAUUAUGGGAAUCGAAUUUGCCUACAGUGCAGAAACAGCUUUUGUGUCACCGAUUCUUUUAUCGAUUGGUAUUGAGCAUAAACACAUGACUCUAGUGUGGGCAUUAUCACCAUUCUUAGGAUUCUUCUUAUCUCCAAUAUUGGGAUCAAUAUCGGAUAGAUGUGCAUCACCAUUUGGACGACGACGUCCUGUUAUUUUUACUUUAUCAAUCGGAAUCAUUUUAGGGCUGUUUUUAGCACCUUAUGGAAGACUGAUAGGAGAAUUUGUUGGUGGAUGGGAAGAUGAUGAUGAUAUUACAAUUAUUACUAAUAAUACAGUGAACUCAAACCUUACUAACGUGCUAUAUGAAUCGAAUGCCCCACUUUCAGGAAGCAGUUUUUACUGGGCUUUAUUCUUCUCUGUUCUUGGUACACUUAUGCUUGAUUUCUCAGCAGACAAUUGUCAAACACCUUCACGUGCUUAUUUGUUGGAUGUAUGUUUGUCUGAGGAACAUGGUAAAGCAUUAUCGACUUUUACAAUUAUGGCUGGAAUCGGUGGAUGUCUUGGAUAUGCUCUUGGUGCUGUUGACUGGAAUGGAACUGUUUUUGCAAACUUAAUUGGCGAUAACAUCAAAACUGUUUUUGCAUUAGUGACUGUAAUAUUUAUUCUAUGCAUGCUGACAACGAUAUCAAGCUUCCGAGAAAUUCCCUUAAAACUUCUCGAAUCAGACGAAAUGCUUCGUCCAUUAACACAAAUUUCAGUCAAGAAAGAAAAAGAGAAACUUAAAGCCAUCGAAAAUGGAAAGUUCCAGUUGCAGGAAUUACCAAUUACAGCAACGGUUGUGUCUGAAAAGCUUAAGUCUAAUGGAGUUACCAAUGGUGAAGUGAUGAACUACACAGAAACAGUUGUAAAAAGCAGCUCAUCUUCAAUCAGCAGUUCUGAUGACGACGAUGAUGAGAAUGAUGAAUCAAGUGUCACUUUUAUGAUGUAUAUUAAGUCAAUCAUUUUCAUGCCGAAAUCGUUAAGAAUUUUAUGCAUCACGAAUUGCUUGGCUUGGAUGGGACAUAUCGUGUAUUGUCUGUAUUUCACAGAUUUCGUUGGCGAAGCUGUUUUUGGUGGAGAUCCAUCAGCUGAUCCAGAUUCUGUUGAGUAUGAGCUCUAUGAUCAAGGAAUUAGAUUUGGAUGUAUGGGUAUGGCAGUUUAUGCCUUUGCAUGUGCUUUAUAUUCAAUGAUAAUUGAGAAGCUCAUCAAAAGAUUCUCAGCAAAAUAUGUCUAUGUCGGUGGAUUGUCACAAUUUGGUUUGGCUAUGGCAUUCUUAGGCAAGUUCCCAACGAAAAUUGGAGUUCUUGUAUUUUCAACAACAGCAGGAGUUGUGUAUGCGACCUUAUUCACGAUACCAUUUAUGCUUGUCGCUCAAUAUCACAGCAAGCAAACAUAUAAAGUAAGAAAUCCAGACAAUGAGCUAGCUGAGAAGGUAGAGCCAAUAGAAGUAUUUGAAAGAGGACUUGGUACGGAUUGUGGAAUUGUCGGAAGUAUGCUUUUUGUAGCACAAUUUACUAUGUCAUUGAGCAUUGGCUCAUUCAUCACAUUUAUUGACUCAACAGCUGCUGUUUUAUAUGCAGCCAGCUUCUUCAGUUUUCUUGCAGCAAUUUCUGCAUGUUUUGUCGUAUACAUGGAUCUCUAAAAUGGAUCUAUAAAUAAUGCUUCCAUUCGUAUGUGAUAGAAUUUUCAGAUAUAGACUUAAGAUUAUUACCUUAUCGUUACUUAUUAUUACUAUUGUUAAAGUGUCUUAAAAGCAAUGUAAAAGUGGCAUUAUUAAAAAAUAAAAAGAAUGAAU
Molecule: messenger RNA, 2456 nt
Organism: Chironomus riparius
Lineage: Eukaryota; Metazoa; Arthropoda; Insecta; Diptera; Chironomidae
Source: the annotation of a GenBank genome assembly